UUACAUUCCCCAUGGACGGACAGAACGAUUCUGUCCUGAACUGGGACAUAAAUAAAGUACACUCUUGGCUUUCUUCUCUUGGUUUCCCCCAGUAUGAAUUGCAAAUAAAAGAGCAAAGCAUAAGCGGACCAAUACUGGUUCACUUGGACCAUUCGGCACUUAAGGAACUUGGGGUUCAUUCGGUUGGUCAUCGAGUUACCAUACUGAAAGCUGUCUAUCUUCUUAAGAUACAACACAAUGUGCCAAUAGAAUUAGAAGACUACGUUCCCCCAUCCGCAGAAUUUGAAAGCGCAAUUGCUUUGAAUGGAAUUCCGGACCUUCGUAGAUUUGAAAGCGCAAUCCAAGAAAGAGACGCACUAAUUUCGCAAUUAUCGAAGGAAGUGCAAAGGCUAUCGUCUGACUUGGCAAAACUACGCGAGGAAUUAGUACCAAUUUGGAAGAUGUUCAGGGAAAACAAGCCGUUGCCCGAGCCGGAUCGGAAUGAUAAUCUUUCUGUACAAGUUCCUACCAUAAAUGUAAGACCUCCGUACACAUCGGAAUAUUCGAGCGCGCCACCUUCUCCUCGUUCGCCACGUGAUGUCAACCACCGUCAUAAUCGUCAUGAGGUUGACUCGAAGCAAUCUUUUCAUCAACCUCUCAACAGUGAUCAUUCUGGAACCUUUAGGAUCGCCAAUCGAGAGGCGGAGUACAAGAGCUUUCGUGUUGCACUUGAAGACCCAUGUUAUAAAGUUUUACCUGCUGCACUUAAAAAAUAUAAGAUUACGGAUGACUGGCGGAAAUAUGCAUUAUUUAUUUGCUACGGUGGUCCAGAUCAUCCGACAGAACGUUGUCUGAGUUACGACGAAAAACCUCUGUUAUUAUUCCAAAAGUUAAAGGAGGCAAAUCAAAAUCCAGUUUUCACAUUAAAAAACAUUAAAGAUAUUAAGUCACCAGUGUCAACGGCAGAAGAGAUCAUCAAUUCCCUGAGGCUAAACCGACGUACGACACAAUUUUUGAACAAAGAUUUGCCCCCAGCACCGAAUGAGUAUUCACGACUUCCUCAGCAAACCGCUGUUUACGAUCCACAGUAUUCAGAUGAUAUGCUGGCAGAAAAUAACGGGACAGCCGUUGCAAUUUAUCCAUAUGUCCCGGAACUUGAAGAUGAAUUGAAUGUUACAGUGGGAGAUGUUUUUAAAAUUAAAAGGAGAUCCGGAGGUUGGUGCUUUGUUGAGAAGGAUGAACAAGUCGGAUGGGUGCCUGCGAAUUUCUUGCUCGAAACGAAUAUUAAUGGGAGUGACAUUAUGGACAAUGACAAUCCUUAUGUGGGCAGAGGAACGGCUUUGAUUGAUUAUGAAAGAAAUACUGACGAAGAGCUUAGCAUGAAAAAGGAUGAUGCCCUUCGCAUUUACAAAAAACAGGAUUAUUGGUUAUAUUGUGAGAUAAAUAACGAACGUGGGUGGGUGCCUAGUUGGUACGUCAGGGUAGAUAAAGAUGUUAAGGAGGUGAUGGACGACGACGAAAGUGAGUGGACAGCGUUCUCCUUACACCAUUCAAAAUCCGAUGGGAACGUCAAGAGGUCACGACUAUCCGAUGGCUUACCAUUUUGGAGAUAG
This is a messenger RNA of Acaulospora colombiana, 1592 nucleotides long. NCBI's taxonomy places the organism in Eukaryota, Fungi, Glomeromycota, Glomeromycetes, Diversisporales, Acaulosporaceae. The record is from the annotation of a GenBank genome assembly.